Messenger RNA from Cryptotermes secundus, 1948 nucleotides. Its product is annotated as zinc finger CCCH domain-containing protein 13-like. The transcript has 2 exons. The record is from RefSeq and is a predicted model, not a curated record. The annotation marks the transcript as partial. Lineage: Eukaryota; Metazoa; Arthropoda; Insecta; Blattodea; Kalotermitidae.
UGGCGGACGGUUAGUGGUAGUGUACAUUUGGAAACCAGAUGAACCGUUGAAUUAUUAAAUGUGCUUUUAAAGGAAAGUGAAGAUGCCUGUAGGUGAUAUGCCAAGUGGUCGUGAUGCGGAGCGAAAUGGAAGGAUUAGUGAACAUCGUCGUAGAUCAAGCAACACUCAGAGAUCAGAUGCAUCAGGAAGUGACCUAGAUGGUAAUGGUAUCCAAACAAGUAUGGACUUGGAGUCUAGAGGAGGUAGACGUAACAGGCAUCGUAGUGAAAGUCAUGGGAGGAUAUCAGGUAAUAAGAAGAGCAGGAAAAAGCGACGGUCCAGAGAAUGCAGUUCUGGUGGUGCUGACAAUCCAGUGGUUUCUGUAGCAUCAUCAGUGAUAAAGCCUUUAGUUGAAUAUUCAGAUGUGAGUUCAGAGGAUCUCUCUGGUCCUGAAGCAGGUGAGAUACAAAGUGAUGAGAGUACACGGAUUAGUUUAAGUGAGGGGGAAGUGAGUCCAACAUCUCCACAUUCAGGAAUCCAGCAUGGCUCUGCCAGUCGGAGUCAGCAUAAACAUGGCCGAACAUCUCACAGUGCUACUAAUAGUAAACUAGUGGAAUCAGACAUUGAUAGAGGUAAAGGGUACAGGCAUCACAGUGAAAGGAAAUCCCUCUCAUCACAUUCCCAUGUUGUGUCUUCCCCUCCACCAAGAAGCAGUGAAAACAGGCGGAGUCAUAGUGGGCGACAUGCCGUUUCUCCUUCAUUAAUAAUUCGAUCGCCUUCUCCUUCAAUUUCCAUGCCAAAAAUUAGCAGUAAACGGAAGGAACGGAGAGCAUCUGUUUCUUCGGUUACAUCCCGAGGAAGUGAAUUAAGGCACAGAAAACAUCAUGAUCGUUCACCUUCUGCCGAAAAACUUCAUGGUGGCAGAAGUAUUUCCCCAUCUUCUAUUGACAUUUAUAGGAAAAUGAAGGAUGGGCAUUCUUCCAGUAGUCGCCAUCGAUCCAGCUCCAUGAAAAAGAAGGAAAAGAAACACAGACGAGACCGAGAUAGGAAGUUGAAAACUUCCCACCGGUCAAGUAGAAGUCCAAAUUCUACUAGUGGCAGGAAGAGGAGAAAGAAAUCUAGGCAUCAUUCUAGAAGCUCUUCCCGUUGUGGUGUGGGAGACGAAAAUGUUGGCGGCCUAACACCUCAGUCGGACGAUGAUAUAAAUGUGGUUGUGUCAGGAGAGGAGCUAGUGGAUGGUGGUCAGUUGGUAGGUUCUUGGCAUCAUCCAGCAUCUCCUGAUGAAAUAAUGUUACCAUGUACGAUGCCGAGGUCUGCGUCUCCAGCUGACAAUACGAAGAGAAAUGCAGUGGUUUCUCCAGAGUCUCCCCCAUUUAUUGGUGAAGGUAACACACCACCACAUGAGCCAAGUGAUAUGGAAAUUGAAUCUUCUGAACCAGAAGAAAGUGUGUCAUCUCAAACAAGGACUCCUGCUAUUUUAGUUCCCGUUGCUGUGAGGUCUUCAAGGGGCAGAGGUGGUAGCACUCCAGUUUCUUCUCCCCAUACUCCACCAUUACCCCCAAAGGCAUAUGAGAAGUUGAGCUCAUCGAAGCUGGCUGCUGUGGAAUCAAGAUACAGUGGGAGAUGUUCACCGAGUCCAACAGAUAGGAGAUCCCCUAGUAUACUUCCAAGACGAACACCAUCAUUAAGCCCUGUCCCAAGACGGUCCCAUAGUAUUUUAGAGGAAGAAGAAAUAGUGCGGUGGAAACCUGCAAACACUUCCCCUGGGCCUCGAUCUCCUCUUCCUCACCAUCCUACUCCAGUCCACAUAAUAUCCAGGCGAAGCGCAAAUUCGCCAUCCCGAAAGAGAAGGAAGAGCAGUAGAAAUGAAAAGGACAGAAUGAGAAGUCACAAGAGAGAAAAAGAAAGAGACAGAGAGAGGGAAAGAGAUAGAGAAAGAGAAAGUGAACGAGAACGUGAGAGGGAACGA